Ziziphus jujuba (common jujube) is the source of this 1904-nucleotide messenger RNA. RefSeq lists its product as uncharacterized. The transcript is spliced from 5 exons. NCBI's taxonomy places the organism in Eukaryota, Viridiplantae, Streptophyta, Magnoliopsida, Rosales, Rhamnaceae. The coding region runs from base 204 to 1457 and encodes 417 amino acids. The record is from RefSeq and is a predicted model, not a curated record.
UUCCCUCCUUUUGUUGGGCCCCCCUACUCUGGAAACCACAGCAAACUCAACUGCGCUCAUUAUUAAAUCUUUGCCAACCAGCAACUUCCUCAUUCUCAUUCCCUUCUUACUCCCUCCCUCCCUCCCUCUCGCACCCAAAUCGCAAACCCAUCCCUCACUUCCCUUUUCUUCUCCUUCUUUUUCUUUUGGGUUCUGUAACGCGCAUGGCUCAGUCCUUAGACGACGCCGAGUUUUGGCUACCGCCGAAGUUUCUCACCGACGACGACGUGCUUAUGGAUAAGGAUGGCUUCGACAAGAACGGUGGUGGUGGUGGAACAACUGGUUUUGGGCAUUCUCAUGAUGGAUUUCCCUCUGAGUUCCCCUACGAGUUCGACUCGUUUAGUUCUAACUCGGCCCUUAGUUCGCCUGUUGAAUCCGUGGUGGGUUCGAUGGAGGCCGAGAGCAGCGACGAGGAAGAGUUUCUGUUCGGGUUGACUCGUCGGCUUGCUCAGUCCACGCUUCAUGACUCGCAGAAACUCGCCGUGACGAGUUUCCCUCAAGACAAACAUGAGAUGGUGUUGUCCGGGUCACCUCAGUCGACUCUGAGUGGAAUCGGAAGCUGGUGUGCUAGGAGUACUAUUUCAAGCGAUGGAAGUCCAAACGGUCCUUCCCAGGUACCGUCUCCUCCAACGACGCCGUUUGGAGCAAGGAAUGACACUUGGGACCUGAUUUACGAAGCGGCUGGGCAGGUCGCUAGGUUGAAGAUGACUGACGAAGAAACGAAGUUCAGUAACCGUGGAAAAGGGCUGCUCGGUCCCCAUGGUAGUCCAAAUCCUUCGGUUCCUUGUGUUAGAAACCCCAACAGUGGGCUCUACAAGAACAACAACCAGGGUUUUAGUCAGAAUCUUGCAAGGCUUCAGCAAGUAAGACCAGACCAGGCGCUCAAGUCACAGUGCUCUGCCGCUUGGGUAAGAGAGGUUAAGAACGGCUGGGCUCACAACCACAACCACAACCACCAUAACCAAAAUCAGCAACAGAUCCGGAACAGGGGAAGGAAUAUUGGGCAUGAGCGUGCUAUGAAUUUGCCUCACUCUGUUUGGAGGCCUCAGCAAAUCCAACAGCCACAGCACACUGAUACUGCCAUGCGAGCAGUUUUGCUUGGUGGAUCUGGCGUUAAGAGGGAAUGUUCUGGAACUGGGGUUUUCUUGCCUCGCAAAUAUGGCAAUCCUCCAGAGUCUCGCAAGAAGACAGGUUGUACGACUGUUCUGCUUCCAGCGAAGGUCGUUCAGGCUCUGAACUUGAACGUUGAAGCUGUGAAUCACGGUCAGGCUCAGCCCCGUUUCGGUACCGGUUUUUCGCCAGAUCAUGAGGUUUUAAUGGCUAGAAGAAAUGCCCUUUUGGCACAGCAAAGGAGGAGUUUAAGGCCAGAAGGGACUCUGAAUCAUGAAGUUCGUCUUCCUCAGGAGUGGACGUAUUGACUGAUCCAAAGUAUAAACCCGUAUUAAUUACUUAUAGGGUAUAUGGUAUUGUUUAUUAUUAUUAUUUUUUAAAAUCUUUUCUUAGGGUAAUGAAAUUCAAGAAUGCGAGUGUAGUUUAGGAGCAAUAAGAAAAUCCAGGUAUUUUUUUGAAGGAUGUUGCAAGCCACGACCUCUAUGGUUUAUAGGAGGUGUUUUAGAUUGAAGAAGAAAGAAUAGUAGUAAUAGGAAAUGGUGGUUUUUUUUUUUUUUUUUUUUGUCAUGUAAUAAUUGGCAAAAUUUUCAUUCAAUGUUUGAUGGGAAAAAGGGUGGGAAAUAUUAGUUUUUUUUGGCAACAUGGUUAACUGGUAAUUUGGGUUGUAAAAGGGGGUAUUGAAAGGCUCUUCGCUGUAAUUUCCCUUCUUGGAGGUAAAAAUUUCUAAUAAGAAAGAAGUAUUGAGAUUCAUUCUA